AUGAAAAAGGGCGCUCUCCGUGGUUGGUUUAGUUCAAGUACCGAGGCCCCGUCCGACAAGGGUAAGCUAGCCAAUACCAGCAGCGACAGCAGCCCAACUCGCAUCAGCGCCAACUCGAGCCGCAGCAGCUCCAGUGCAUGUCCCAGUCCUAGACCCUCGCCCGGCGGAGCCCGACCCAGCACAGUGGCAGCGCCAGGAGUAAAGCGUAGCAGUGACACCACCACCACUACUACCACCACCACUUGUAACAAUACCGCCGCCCCGACUAGUACCGACAACACCUCUACCACAACAACCACAACUACAACCACAACCGCCACAAAUCACGAUAUUAACAGACGCUAUCGCGCAUCCCGCAUCGACGACGAAAAUAGGGGGCCCUCAUUUUCUCGCUCCAUAUCCCCCUCCGGACUUUACCAGUCCACCUCGUCGGCCUCACCUUCUCCUCAGCCGCCCACCCCUACUGCAGAACGUCGCGCCAGCAUUUCGCGCACCAAGCCUAGACCCAUCGCCUUUCCGGGUUCACAGUCGCCGUCGCUGCGCCUUUCUAGCCUACGGGAGUCGCUGCCAAACUUUGACCAAGAAGACUUUGGCGGCUUUAUUCACGACGAUCCCAGAGACGACAUUGUGGUAAUCGACGACUUUUUCCGUCCCACUUCUCUGAGCGACCCAAAAACCGCCACCGAUAUGACUGCCGGCCCUAUAGACUCGGCCAUGGGCCGCAGUCGACAGGACUCGUUCGUCUCUGCCGGCCCAAAGCCCAUUUCUAUGAUCAACCCCAAUCGCGCCGACAACCGUCCAAGGCGCGAGAGCGUUGCUGGCAGUUUGAUGGGUGGCAUGAGCUGGGGAGGCAUGUCCGUCAGUAGUUUCAUUCGCGACGAGAUACAGAUGACGGGAACAUCACCAUACCCAACCCAUCAAUCGCCCUCACACCACUCGUCCUCAUACAUCCCAAAACUCGAAGCAAACUUCAUGCGCAACUUUACAUGUUGCGACAGGACAUGGCCGACCAUGCACGAUCUUCUGACUCAUUAUGAGGAAAGCCACACCAACGGCGCGCCGUCCGAGCGCAACGGCUCCCAGAUGAACGCCAACGCCAGCCAGCAAACCCCCAAAACGCCCGCGCGGGCCUUGGCGAGCACGUCGACGUUCGGCACGCCACAGACCGCCCGUCAUAGCCAAGGACAAGGCCAACAGACUAGGCCUGGUGGCGUUGGUGCUGCGGGCACGGCCGCUUUGGGGAUGAGUGGCCUUCAACAGUUGAUGCGCCAGCAGCAGCAGCAGCAGCAGCAGCAACAACAACAACAAAACACCAGUCAAAAGCAAACCGCCUCUCUGUCGCAGUUACAGAACGACGACUUGGACACGGUACAUGACAUGGAGAUGGACGAUCCAGUUGGUACUAUGGACCUAGACGAUGGUGAGGCAGACGCUGGAAACGCGUCCAUUCAGCAAACCCGCCAAUUGUUUGGCCAGCAACAACGGAACAAUAUGCCACUGAACAAUGCCUCUAGUCUUGUGCAUCAAGGCCUACGGACUUCGCAGCCCUCCACGCCGCUUGUCGGCAACUUCAACUUCCAAGACCCGACCGUCUCUUCAGUAAACACGCCGACUCUCACGACCCACGGACUACCGCAGACAACGCAAGGCCAGUUCGCCAAUACUUCAUUUGCCUCGAUGGACAGCGAUAUGGACGAAGAGAUCCCCGGCAUGCCGAUGCAAAUGAACCUAGGCAACAUGAACCUGAACUUUGGUGGUUUCGAUACCAGCAACUUGAACUGCAUACAGGACCCAGGCAAGCGCCUGUUCAGUCCAGGAGGUGCAACACAAGCCCAGCAGCAACAACAACAGCAGCAACAGCAGCAACACCAGAGAGAGCAGCAGAUUUUGAGGAAUCAGCAACUUCUCCAGCAGCAGCUUGCACAGUUCAACCUCGAAACCCAGCAGUUCCCGCCAGGUACCAACACAGAAGCACUCCUAGCUCAGAUGAGGGAGAUGAUGAUGCCCGAGGAGAACAAGCCGUACAAGUGCCCUGUCAUUGGUUGUGAGAAGGCAUACAAGAACCAAAACGGACUGAAGUAUCACAAGACGCACGGACAUGCAACACAGCAACUGCAUGAGAACGGCGAUGGUACUUUCUCGAUUGUCAACCCAGAGACGUCUGCUCCUUACCCUGGAACUAUGGGUAUGGAGAAGGAAAAGCCAUUCAAGUGUGAGGCUUGUGGAAAGCGCUACAAGAAUUUAAACGGCCUGAAAUACCACAAAGCACACUCUCCUUUCUGUGACCCUGAGCUCAAAUUGCAGCAACAAAACGCUUUGGCGGUGGCUGCAGCGGCCGCUGCUCUGAACCAAAAUCAACUUGCGCUGAACCUUGGCCUGAUCCACGGUGGCGGCGGCGGCGGCCUGCCAAACAUCAACGAAGAUACACUGUUAUAA
This is a messenger RNA of Pyricularia pennisetigena, 2436 nucleotides long. RefSeq lists its product as uncharacterized. The record is from RefSeq and is a predicted model, not a curated record. The transcript has 4 exons. NCBI's taxonomy places the organism in Eukaryota, Fungi, Ascomycota, Sordariomycetes, Magnaporthales, Pyriculariaceae. Bases 1 to 2436 code for a protein of 811 amino acids. Gene Ontology annotation, cellular component: nucleus.